Mesitornis unicolor (brown roatelo) is the source of this 880-nucleotide messenger RNA. Its product is annotated as olfactory receptor 1020-like. The record is from RefSeq and is a predicted model, not a curated record. Gene Ontology annotation, molecular function: G protein-coupled receptor activity; olfactory receptor activity. NCBI's taxonomy places the organism in Eukaryota, Metazoa, Chordata, Aves, Mesitornithiformes, Mesitornithidae. The transcript is spliced from 3 exons. Gene Ontology annotation, biological process: G protein-coupled receptor signaling pathway. Gene Ontology annotation, cellular component: membrane. The annotation marks the transcript as partial.
AUGAGACAGGAAACCACUCUGCUGACUGACUUUGUCCUCUCUGGAUUGUUCAACCACCCAGAACUGCAGCACCUGCUGUUCUUCACAUUCUGCUUAAUUUAUACCAUCACCAUCACUGGGAACCUUCUCAUCUUCAUGGUUACAGUGCACCUGAUGCUCCACAUGCCCGUGUAUUCCUUCCUCCACAUCCUGUCCUUCCUGGAUAUUUCCACAGCAUCAGUUGUUGUUCCCAAGAUGCUGGUAAACCUCUUGUCAGAGGACAGGAACAUUUUCUACAUGGGCUGUGCCACUCAGCUCUACUGUGUGAUUUUCUUAGUAACCACUGAAUGCUACCUUUUGGUAGCCAUGGCCUAUGACCGUUAUGUGGCCAUAUGCAACCCCCUUAGAUAUGCAGUCAUCAUGAACAGUAGAGUUUGUUUUACCUUGGUUCUGCUGUCAUGCUGCAGCAGUAAUGUUGUGAAGAAUAACUACUUCUUCUGUGACAUUCCCUCACUCAUUAUACUCUCCUGCACUGACGUCUCUUCGUAUGAAAAUCUCAUCCUGGUGUCCUAUGGAUGCAUCAUCUACAGCAUCCUGAAGAUUUCCUCUGCAGAGGGCAGACACAAGACCUUCUCGACCUGUUCCUCACACCUUAGGGUUGAAACACCGUAUUAUGCAAGUGGGACCUUGAUUUACUUAUGGCCAAAAUCCAGUAAUUCACAGGACACUAAGGAAGUCCUAGCUCUCAUAUACACGACCAUAGUUCCCACAUUAAACCCUCUGAUUUACAGUCUGAGAAAUAAAGAAGUGAAAGGAGUACUAAGCAGAAUGAUGGCUGAGUUGAUGAAGAAAUUAAUCUUUUCUGUGAAUGGGUGGUUUAAAAAUGAUAUUUCCAUAUUUG